Molecule: messenger RNA, 3355 nt
Organism: Drosophila melanogaster (fruit fly)
Lineage: Eukaryota; Metazoa; Arthropoda; Insecta; Diptera; Drosophilidae
Gene: Rab26
Product: Rab26
Exons: 5
Coding region: 1172-2338 (388 amino acids)
Biological process (GO): cell activation involved in immune response; vesicle-mediated transport; establishment of localization in cell
Cellular component (GO): bounding membrane of organelle; cytoplasmic vesicle; endomembrane system
Molecular function (GO): GTPase activity; G protein activity; GTP binding
Source: RefSeq, marked reviewed
CCGAGGGUUCGCGUGGCGGGGGCGGCAACGACGAUGACAUUAUUUUAUUUAUGCUGUGAUAGUGAAAUAACAACAACACCAAGACCAACAACUGAAAUAACACCCAUUCCCUUGAAAUCAAUCGCAAUAUUUUCGACGAGGGACGCGAAACGCAUGGAGAAUCUUCACACUUAACGACGAAAACGAGAAAUUAACCAAAAGCUUUAACCAAAACAUAAAGAAAAACACCAAGCAAAUUGUUGCGAACCCUAUAAAUAGAUUAAUGUUUAAUUCAUAGUGAAAACAGCACCAAUUAGCGCAUAACCUAUAAAAUAUUAGUCAAUAUGUUUAGCUAGUUACAAUUUACAUAGAUGAUAUUUAAUUAGUGGCUUCAAACAAAACACCAAGCAACCAAACAACCGAACAAAAAAGGGGAAAAACCAAUACCUAGUUCAAUUGUACGGAGCGAAAAACUAACGAAUAGCGAUUAGGAAAACUGGCCAACUGAUAAGGCUGGCGAAAAUAUUAAGCUUAUAGCAUAUAGGAAAUAAUAAUAGCAACGGCAAACCACCCCAUCUCCAGGCGAAAGCCCCGAAUAGCGGAUUCAUUCAGAAAAACGUGCCACACAACCGGACGGGAGCGACGGACAACGGUAAAUGUCAAAGUCAUAAAGAGAAAACUCGGAAAUGCCGAUGAGAGAAAGCUCAGAGAAAACGUCAAAACUAUGAGAGGCGAUAAAAGCUAGCCAGUUACAGUUAUAUUGGGAGAAGCAAUGCCAAGUGUCAAAAUCGCAAAGAGAAAGUAACAAAAGAGAGACACAGCUUAACGAAAACUUCCGGUUAUUUUUUAACCAGUAGAUUGAGCAUUACGGCCAUAUAUUAACGCAAACAGGACAAUGGAAUAGCUUGUAUUUAUCAGUCGUUUUGCCUAAAAAAAGAGUUUAUAAAAAGAAAAGAGAAAGGAACGCCGCAAUAGGAGGUCAUACAAAUCCUCAGAAGAGGGGUCGAUGAUAAUGUGACACAAUUCUAUUCAAUAUGCGCAAAUAAAAGAGACAGUUUCGGAGUUAAUUAGGGGAAAGCCUAGAUAAAGCUCAGAGCAAAUCCCGAAUCUAAACCAAUGAGAAAGUGAAAGCUCAGGAUAAAAGCGUCAGCACAACUUUUGGCCAAGACACAAUCCAAUAAAAUCGAAACCAAUGGCCAGCACAGCGGUGGGACUGGGAGGCGGCGAAGGUGACCCCGGGGCGGGAGGACCGCCAGCGGGAUCAGCGCAUCCCGACGACGCCAGCAGCAUGAGCGACGACGUCUUCGAGGAUGCGGAGACCACCCAGGCCAGGAUCGAGGAGCUGCGUCGCCGGCCCUUUGGCGAUGGCUCCUACAAUCCCCCCGCAGCGCCCGCCUCAGUUUCCGCCUCGAUAACGACGACAACGACACAGCAGCAGCAACAACAUCACAAUCCUUCGCAUCACCACCAAUCCUCGCACCACCAACCAUCCCACCACCAUCACCACCACCACCACAGCCAGCUGAGUUUGACGGGCAGCCAUCACUACCACGACGAUGCUAUCAUGGCGCCCGUUCAGCGCUCGGCCACCGGAUAUCCUGGCUAUCGUCCCUCCCGCGAGGCAAUGCAGAUGUAUGCGUACGGAACGGAUGACUACGACGAUGACUAUAACGAUGGUUGGCGAUCGUAUCGCUACGAUGAAGUGGACAUGCACCCAGCCCCGUCCAACGCCCAUCAGCAGCCCUUCGAUGAUACGGUUAACCACAAGACGAUCCUGCUGGGGGAUUCGGGCGUGGGAAAGACCUCCUUCCUGGUCAAAUACAAUACGGGCGAGUUCCGACUGGGUUCCUUUUCCGCCACAGUGGGCAUUGCGCUUACGAACAAAGUGGUGGUCGUCGAUGGAACGCGCGUCAAGCUGCAAAUCUGGGACACAGCUGGUCAGGAGCGAUUCCGGAGCGUUACCCACGCCUAUUAUCGCGACGCGCACGCUCUACUGCUGCUGUACGACGUGACCAACAAGACCACCUAUGACAACAUUCGCGCCUGGCUGGGCGAGAUCCGGGAGUACGCGCAGGAGGACGUGGUCAUCGUUUUAAUAGGCAACAAGGCCGACUGCAGCGGCAGCGAGCGGCAGGUGAAGCGGGAGGAUGGGGAGCGUUUGGGGCGGGAGCACAACGUGCCCUUCAUGGAGACCUCGGCCAAGACGGGACUCAAUGUGGAGCUGUCCUUCACAGCGGUGGCCAGGCAACUAAAGAGUCGCGGCUACGAGCACGGCGAUGAUGGAAAGUUCAAUGUGCAUGAUUUUGUGCGUGACAAUACAAAGGCGCGCUCGGUUUGCGCCCAGUGCAGGAACAUGUAAUUGAAAUUGGCCAACUUGCGGAUGACAGAAGAGCCAUAUCCUCCCGAUCCCGCGCACAAAGACAACAAUAAGCCCGCAGCCAGUUGAGAUGGGAAGUGGGGCACUCGAAAGGAAGCAGAAGGACACGUUCGAUGGCGCAGAGUCGAAAUUCUGCAUUUAUUGAAACAAACCCAAAACGACAAAAAAGAAAAUCACACAAAGACACUCGAUAAGAUUGCACCAAUUUUGUAAGACCCUAGACGGAAGGUAGAGUACUCGGCAUGUUUUGUAGGUAAAUGGGGAUUUCGGGGCGGAACGGGACGCGAUACGCAUAAUUUUUAUAGGGCAGGCCAUUGGCAUUGCGGCAUCAGUAGGCCCGGUGCAUAAAUAUUAAACUAUAUAUAUAUAUAUAUAUAUGUAUAUAUACAUACAAAUAUCCGUAUACAACUGCAUAAAUUACUUUAAGGAGAGAGCCGACGGAACGCAGCAAAAUCAUGCCACAUUGAGAUUUAUCCAGCACGCCGUUGGAUUUCACUGAGGAUAGAACUGCUUGGAGAAUAUAUACCUACCUAAAUAAUCCAGAGGAGAUCUCGGGAUACUACAAUUCCAAUUAAUGAGAAACAAUCACUCAAUUUACCUACUAUUAGUUCUAUUGAUUUACUCCUAAUUGUUAAGUGUUAUGGACUAUCGUUAAGUUUUAGGUCCAAACGAGGCCCUGAAAAUUGUUUACACACCCCACUAAUGAAUACGCUACGCAAUUAAGUUAAUUAUUACUAAUUACGCCUGUGUAAGCCCAAUCAGAAACCCAUUCCCAAACCAAUUUGAACAGCGCGCCCAGGCAAAGGUGUUGCGAAUAAUCAAAGGCAGUUGAACAACUUGAACAUAUACUAUACUGAGCUACUACAGCAAAAGAUAAAGAAUCCGAUGCAUGCAUAUAUCACGGAAUGAAUGUAAACUAGCUACUAAAAAGCGUUAUAUUCAAGCAGACGUCAAGUCUAUACCAUAAACAGCAAAUACAUAUUUACAUUGAAUGUGGUU